This is a messenger RNA of Phaeoacremonium minimum UCRPA7, 1968 nucleotides long. RefSeq names its product putative nfx1-type zinc finger-containing protein 1 protein. The transcript has 4 exons. The coding region runs from base 1 to 1968 and encodes 655 amino acids. Gene Ontology annotation, biological process: regulatory ncRNA-mediated heterochromatin formation. The record is from RefSeq and is a predicted model, not a curated record. NCBI's taxonomy places the organism in Eukaryota, Fungi, Ascomycota, Sordariomycetes, Togniniales, Togniniaceae. Gene Ontology annotation, molecular function: helicase activity. Gene Ontology annotation, cellular component: nuclear RNA-directed RNA polymerase complex.
AUGGCAUCUUCUACCGACGCAUCGCUUAUUGAUGAGAUGGAGGAUCGGACAGGUCUUGACCGAGGGCAAUGCGUCGCGUUGGUUGCAGCACUUACUCGUGAGUAUGCAUUGAUACAGGGUCCCCCAGGAACAGGGAAGUCAUACCUUGGCGUCAAGCUCAUCCAGGUGUUGUUGGCCAGCAAAGAGGCGGCAAGCCUGGGGCCAAUCGUUAUCAUCUGUUAUACGAACCACGCUCUAGAUCAAUUCCUUACUCAUCUAAAGGAGGUUGGGAUCACGAGAAUCAUCCGCAUCGGUGGGCAAAGCCGAUCGCCAGAGCUUCAGGGCCACAACCUCAAGGUCGUCAGCGCCAGUUAUCCCAAGACCAAGCAUGAAGGUUACAUCCUUGGGACCACCUACACAGCUCUGGAGGACAAAAUGAAGGCAUUAGGGAAAAGAUUAGGAGCCCUCCACAAGUUCCGAAAGGGCUCUUUGUGGGAAGUUCUAGACCGUUUUCUUCAAAGGAGGCAUCCCGAAAUCCACCACCAGCUACUCGGGUAUGAUGCGGAGGGAUUUACUACUGUUGGACAGGACCUUUUCACGGCGUGGAUGGGGCGUCAGAAGGAUCCAACUCCCGACGUGCCGGCUGGGAUUUCACCCGAAGAAUACUUGGACAGUCUACUGAUGAAGGCUGAGGCUGAUAUAUAUUCCCUCGGGCCACCCGAACGCUGGAUGGUAGCCGACCACUGGCUCCAACAAGCACAGGCGGAGCACACCGAGAGAUUGCUUCAGGAUAUCACCGAUGUAGAGGAGAUCCGGGAUAAGCUGAACACAGUCCACAACGAAGUCAAUCGCCGAGCUUUGUUGACGACGGACAUCAUUGGCAUAACCACCACAGGACUUGCCAGGGACGUCUCGACGCUCCGUCGUCUUCGUGCAAAAGUUGUCGUUUGUGAGGAGGCGGCAGAAGUCCUAGAGGCUCACACCAUAUCUGCUCUAAUGCCAGGUGUUGAGCAUUUCAUCCAGAUCGGCGAUCAUCAACAGCUACGACCACAGAUAAACAACUACUCCUUGAGUCUGGAAACACCCAGAGGUCUGCCGUACCAGCUCGACAGGAGCCAGUUUGAGAGGCUUGCUCUUGGUCAGCCUGGACUGCCGCCCAUACCCAUUGCCCAGCUGAAUGUGCAGCGACGCAUGCGUCCAGAGAUAUCACGCCUAAUCAGAAACACCAUGUAUCCGAACCUUGAGGACUACAAGUCUGUUAGAGAUCUCCCAAAUGUGGUGGGUAUACGCGAGAACGUAUUCUGGUUAAAUCACGAGAACAUGGAGGACACGACAAGUGAUGACGGACGGCUGAGAUCCCAUAGCAAUGCCUGGGAGGUCAGCAUGACUAAGGCCCUUGUUAGGCACUUCAUUCGACAAGGCGAAUACAAGAGCACAGACAUCGCAAUCCUCACUCCUUACACGGGACAACUCCAGAAGCUAAGAGUAGCGUUGAGCCAGGACUUCGAAAUCGUCAUGAGUGAACGAGACGAAGAGACUCUCGCACGAGAUGGGUUUGCGGAAGAAGUGGCCGAGGAAAGGGAAGAGCCAAAGCAGAGACCCCUACAGAGAAAGCAGCUCAUUGAGUCGCUGCGCUUGGCUACCGUUGACAACUUCCAGGGCGAGGAGGCGAAGGUCAUCAUCGUGUCUCUUGUCCGAAGCAACGAACAGAAGAGAGCAGGGUUCCUAAGAACAAAGAACCGCAUCAACGUGCUCCUCAGCCGCGCCCAGUACGGGAUGUACCUCAUCGGCAACGUCACCACCUACGCGAACAUCCCCAUGUGGGUCGACGUCUAUCGCCAGCUAGAGGAGGCCGGGGCUGUUGGCAGAGCAUUCAAUCUCGUUGCCAUGCCGGAGAACCGUGUGGGCCAUGUCAGAAGCUCUGCGAGGUGCGCUGUGCCCAUUCGCGUUGCGCCAUGUUCUGCCGCGAUGCGUGCCCGCCGUGCAUAG